This is a messenger RNA of Maylandia zebra (zebra mbuna), 1203 nucleotides long. The record is from RefSeq and is a predicted model, not a curated record. Lineage: Eukaryota; Metazoa; Chordata; Actinopteri; Cichliformes; Cichlidae.
AGGCAGCGAGAAAAGACUAAUGAUCCAGCAUGUGGAGCCAGUCAUUCCAAUAACAUGGACAAGUACGAAAAGGUGAAGAAAAUUGGGGAAGGUUCAUUUGGAAAGGCUAUCCUGGUCAAAUCCAAAGAUCAUGGACACCAAUAUGUCAUUAAGGAGAUUGGCAUAUCUGGAAUGUCCAGCAAAGAGAGGCAGGAAUCUCGGAAGGAAGUUGCUGUUCUUGCCAACAUGAGUCAUCCAAACAUCGUCCAGUAUAAGGAAUCUUUUGAAGAGGGUGGCUGCCUGUAUAUUGUGAUGGACUACUGCGAGGGUGGAGACCUAUUCAAAAAGAUCAACUCUCAGAAAGGGGUACUGUUCUCAGAAGCGCAAAUCCUAGAUUGGUUUGUGCAGAUCUGCCUAGCGCUCAAGCAUGUGCACGAUCGAAAAAUUCUCCACAGAGACAUAAAAUCACAGAACAUCUUUUUGACAAAAGAUGGAACAGUUCAGCUUGGAGACUUUGGAAUUGCAAGGGUGCUGAACAGCACUGUAGAACUGGCAAGAACAUGCAUAGGAACACCAUAUUACCUGUCACCAGAGAUCUGUGAAAAUAAACCAUACAAUAACAAAAGUGAUAUUUGGGCCCUAGGGUGUGUUCUGUAUGAAAUGUGCACUCUUAAGCAUGCAUUUGAGGCUGGCAACAUGAAGAACUUGGUUCUUAAGAUAAUUCGUGGGUCGUACCCUCCUGUGUCUUGUCACUACUCCCAAGAACUGCGAUCUCUCCUUGCACAGCUGUUUAAACGCGACCCUCGAGAGCGACCCUCUGUCACGUUUGAGGCUGGCAACAUGAAGAACUUGGUUCUUAAGAUAAUUCGUGGGUCGUACCCUCCUGUGUCUUGUCACUACUCCCAAGAACUGCGAUCUCUCCUUGCACAGCUGUUUAAACGCGACCCUCGAGAGCGACCCUCAGUCAACAGCAUACUGGACAAACCUUUCCUCUCCUGCAGGAUUGAGAAGUUUCUCACACCACAGGUUUCCAGCUGCAGCACCCCAGAAGACCUGGCAGACUUGAAAAGUCACCUUGGGGACUGGAUUGCAGGCUGUGGUAUCCCUGACAUCUACACUGCCACACUACUUGAUGUUAAGAGGAUAAGGGGCGAGAUCCGAGGUCCCAGAUGGAGCCAGAAAGCCUGCAGACAAGAAACCAGCUGGAAAACACAAACCGGUUAG